This is a messenger RNA of Pteropus alecto (black flying fox), 297 nucleotides long. The record is from the annotation of a RefSeq genome assembly. Lineage: Eukaryota; Metazoa; Chordata; Mammalia; Chiroptera; Pteropodidae.
AUGGCUUUAACAUAUAUAAAUAUAGCACUGGCAUUCACAGUAUCAUUACUAGGCCUACUAAUAUACCGAUCCCACCUAAUAUCUUCACUUCUAUGCCUAGAAGGCAUGAUGUUAUCCCUAUUCGUAACCAUGGCAUUAACAAUUCUUAACUCUAACUUAGUAUUAGCCAGCAUAAUUCCUAUUAUCCUACUAGUCUUCGCGGCCUGCGAAGCGGCCCUAGGGCUAUCCCUACUAGUAAUAGUCUCUAACACAUACGGUGUAGACUAUGUACAAAACCUAAACCUACUACAAUGCUAA